AUGCCAUGCCGCAGCCGGGACCGAAGCCGGAGCCCGCGUCGGGCGGCACGAGUGCCCGGGGGCUGCUGCGCCUUCGAGGCCAGCAAAAAUGCUCACAGGUGGGCCGCCUAUGAGUGCCACCUCUCCAAGGGCACAUUCAUCCGUGAAGCAUGUCAGGUGCGCACGCGCGUGAUCGCGGGCCAUGCGCAGUGCCGCACAUUUGUUCUGUGCGCGGAGGGGCAAGUCCCCAAGAAUGUUUCCAAGGCUAAGAACAGGGAGGAGCAGGUUUUGGCAGCCUGCACCGUGCGCAUGAACCCGUAUCGCCGAUACUGCAAGAUGUGGGGACAAAUCAUGCACAUGAGCGCUCGGGAGGAGCGGAAGGGUUAUGGAAGCAAGUUGGUUGUUGCUGUGGAGGAGUUGUUACGCCAAGAGGGCGUUGACAUUCUCCUCGCUUACCCCGCACCUACAACAGCAGCUCAAAAAUUUUGGGCGAAAAUGGGGUAUCAGCAGCAGGAGGAUAGCUUCCUCCCAGAUGAAGAGCUCAUCCCGCGGUACGAAGGUGGCCCGCUAUGGCCAGAGGAGAACGCAGUCACCGAGGAGCCCCUGGAUCGGCUGGAAAAAAGGUUGUUGGUUGGUGGAACCCAGUGGGCACCCCGGGAAGGGGAAAUCCGUACAAGACCUGGCGGCGAAGAUCGCAAGUUCAGGGAAGUGGUCUGGAAUCCCCUCGAUCUACGAACAAGGAAGCCCCCCGAGGUUUUUCUGACGGCUCUGCAGCUACAAGCAUUGUUGCAGCCGGUCCGUCGGCGGAUGCGCGGAAAACGGCCUCCUUUCUGA
Molecule: messenger RNA, 813 nt
Organism: Symbiodinium natans
Lineage: Eukaryota; Dinophyceae; Suessiales; Symbiodiniaceae
Source: the annotation of a GenBank genome assembly